Messenger RNA from Tricharina praecox, 3474 nucleotides. RefSeq names its product Oxysterol-binding protein-domain-containing protein. Gene Ontology annotation, cellular component: plasma membrane; intracellular membrane-bounded organelle; cytosol. Gene Ontology annotation, biological process: exocytosis; maintenance of cell polarity; ER to Golgi ceramide transport. Bases 277 to 3237 code for a protein of 986 amino acids. Gene Ontology annotation, molecular function: sterol binding. The record is from RefSeq and is a predicted model, not a curated record. The transcript is spliced from 4 exons. Lineage: Eukaryota; Fungi; Ascomycota; Pezizomycetes; Pezizales; Pyronemataceae.
CUCAUCAUAGAGUUAGCCCUGUCUUUGGAAGCUUACGUCGGGGGAGGGAUAAACGUGAGAUUGACACACCGACAGUUACACGGAUUAUAUACCCCCUCCAUUCAAGUUGCAUCCAUUCCCCCCCAUCGCCAUCGCAUCGCAUCAGUACAAUUGCACCAGUUCAGCCCCAGCUCGUCCGCUCGCCCAGAGCUCAGCUUCACCCUCGUUCAGACUCCAGCUUCACCCUCGUCCCCUCUCGUCUCGGUCGGAAAGUUAUAUCAAGCAAGAAAGUCAGAGAUGGCUAUGGAACAGCUUGAGGUUCCCAGCAGGUCCUACAUCAUUCGCUGGGUAGAAUGUGCGCCUGGCAACACCAUCCACUGGUCGAUCAAGCCCCACAAGAAGUCAUUGAACUUUGGGCUGUUUCGGCACCCUGGUAGCAACUCCUCGUCCGCGGUAUCGAUAAACCCACCUUCUACAGCGCGUUCCGAAGAGUCAUCGGCGUCCACCGUCAGGGAUAGGAGAUCAUCGCGAGCCGGAAACGGCCAGAGCGAUGCCAUCGAGAAGAUUCACGCGGCGGGGCUGCUCGAUGUCUACUGGCACGGCAAGUGUGAGGCUGAGAAGGUCACCACAGGGACGUACCAAGUGAAGAGUCAGGGAGGAAUGUUUGCGUUGGUCUUCGACAACACGUUCUCGAAACAGGUCGCAAAAACGGCGACAUUUGUCUUGCUCACCUACCCCUCCAACCAACCCCCCCCUGCAUCGCACGCGCUUCAUCACGCCGACUCGAACACAGCUCUAUCGCACACGUUAACCCGGAACACGCUUGCACCGUCGUCACGGUCCGCAGAAACGAUAUCGAUCUAUAGCCACCAUGAUGGAAAUCGAGACGAACUCUCGACGCCAGUGGGAUUCCAAACCGGUGUGCUGAAGAAGCGCAAGCGCAAGCGGCAUCAGGGCUACGCUCGUCGGUACUUCUCGCUGGAUUUCACUAGCUCGACAUUGUCCUACUACCUCAACCGGGAGUCCUCUGCGCUGCGUGGCGCGAUUCCGUUAUCGCUGGCUGCCAUCAGUGCGAGUCAGAAAGAUAGAGAGAUCUGCAUCGACUCCGGUGCCGAGGUGUGGCAUCUCAGGGCCAAUAACGACAAGGACUGGGAGACGUGGAAGACCGCGCUCGAGCGUGCGGCAACGGAAGCUGCGAAGGCUAGCACCGGAGGUAGAGCUUCACUGCGUCCUCCCGAGGAUCACUCCGAGCCGGGGGUGGUUGAUAGUCGAAAUGUGAUCAUGGAGGAGCGAGGUUGGGCCCACGUGGAAGCCCUAGUCGGCCGGGUCGCCGGAGUUCGCGAUGCCGUUAGGCGUCUAGCGUACCAAGCCGCGGAAGCACCAACACUUGCCGGUAUGGCGGGAUCGGAGGCGGCUUCCUCCUCUGCUUCUAUCAUUUCCCAAGAUGACAGGGCUGCUGCCGCCGCGAAACGGGGCUUUUGGAAACGCAAGACGUCCGCGCCGGCGUCCGUUCCAACCUUAGCAUCGACAAACCGGGAGCACCGGAAAUCUGUCGGCCAAGCGGUGGGAAUGCUUGGCUCUACGACUGCAGGAGCUGUUGCACGGCCGUUCUCCCCACCAGCUGGCGGACACCAGGAUAUCAGUCUCAACCUUCAUGCGUUGUUGACGGAUCUCGACUCGGUCGUGACGGAUUUUUCGUCCCUCGUGCAGGAGAAUAAGCAGAGGAGAUGGCUGCACCACAGAGCGAGCACCCAACAGCCCUUGCAUGAACGAUCGUCGCGAAUGAGUAUGGAAUCCACCGCCAGCGAUGAAUUCUUUGAUGCAGAAGAUGCAAUGGACGAUAGGGACCGAGUCGUGAUGUUGAACAAUGAUGAAGACGACGAUCAAAGAGGGGACGGGGGUACGGCAGAAGACGAAGCGACGGACGACGAAGAGAGUGAUCCAGAGGACGGCGGCAGCUUCAAUGAUGCACCUCAAGCGACACCGGGAAGCCUGGAUGCUCCCAAAGGACCGAGUAACGAGAAGCGGGAGCUUAAGCCGUUGCCCAUCGAGCCGGUCAAUCGACGGACCACCGUACCUGAGGCGAAACAGCUACCACCCAGCUUGAUCGGAUUCCUGAGAAAGAACGUAGGAAAAGAUCUGUCCACGAUCGCCAUGCCCGUUUCCGCAAACGAACCGCUCUCCCUCCUGCAGCGCGUAUCGGAACAACUGGAGUACUCCGAACUGCUGGAUCAGGCGGCUACGGCACCCGCAGAGACCGGCGAGCGUAUCCUCCUCAUCGCUGCCUUUGCCGUCAGCUCGUUCUCGAACGCUCGCGUCAAGGAGCGUGCAAUCCGCAAGCCCUUCAACCCGAUGCUCGGCGAGACGUUCGAACUGGUGCGCGAAGACAAAGGCUUCCGCUUCAUCGCGGAGAAGGUAUGCCACCGCCCCGUCAUCAUGGCCUGCCACGCCGACUCCGCGCUCUGGACGUUCUCCCAAUCCCCUCAGCCCACACAAAAAUUCUGGGGCAAGUCCGCGGAACUCAUCACCUCCGGGCGCGUGCGCAUCUACAUCCCGUCCACCAACGACCGGUACUCCUACACGGUAGCAACCAGCUUCCUGCGCAAUAUCAUUGCCGGCGAGAAGUAUGUCGAGCCCACAGGCCACAUGCAUGUGCAUAACGAGACGACCGGCGAAAAGGCCGUGGUGACGUUCAAACAAAACAAGGGGAUGUUCGCCGGCCGCUCAGAAGAAGUUUCAAUCCAAGCCUUCAACGCGAACGGCUCCCCCUACCCCACCUCUCUCGCCGGAAAGUGGACCGAAAGCCUCCUGCUCUCCGAUGUAGACUCUGAGGAGCCACCACGCGAGGUUUGGCGUGUUAGUGCUGCUGUCGAUGGUGCUCCGGCCCGCUAUGGCUUCACACGGUUCGCAGCUCAACUCAACGAAGUCACAGCUAUCGAGAAGAACCGUCUCCCUGCCACUGACUCGCGUCUCCGGCCCGACCAGCGAAUGGUCGAGAACGGCGAUCUUGACGACGCCGAGGAGAUCAAGGGCCGCCUCGAAGAGGCGCAGCGGGCCAGGAGGAAGGAUAUGGAAGAUGUCGGCGAAAACUGGACUCCCCGCUGGUUCACCAAGGUGCGAGAGUACGCGGACGAAGAGGUGUGGCGCAUCAAGGGCGAGGAGACGGUGGAUGGCGGCGAGUACUGGAAUGUCCGUGACCAAGGGCAGGGCAAGUGGGAUGAGGGGGAGGGAUCGGUCGGCAGGAUAUUCGAUGUUUAGAGUGUAGUUGAUGGAGGUUGAAUGUGAAUGGUCAAUACUAUACCCACGGUGUUUUGUAUGCGUAUGUACCUAUCUAUAUACGGUGCUGGGGAGGAGGGAAUUGGCUUUUGUUAUUGAGUAGUUUUGGACCGCGGCGGUGGACUUGGUGCUAUUUACUUUUUAUCUGCUCUACAUCUACUUUUGUAACUCCACAGUUCAAUCCAAACACUAUGAGGGGAGAUUCAUCCACCAACAUCG